CCCCCGCCGCCGUGGAGCCCCCCAUGCACAGCGUGCAUGGCAGCAACCGGACCCGGCCGUCCUCCUACCGGGCGCUGCGCAGCGCCGUGAGCAGCCUGGCGCGCAUCGACGACUUCAGCUGCGAGAAGAUCGGAGCCGGCUUCUUCUCCGAGGUGUUCAAGGUGCAGCAUCGUGUGUCGGGUCAGGUCAUGGCCCUGAAGAUGAACAUCCUGGCCAGCAACAGAGCCAACAUGCUCAGGGAGGUGCAGCUCAUGAACCGACUGUCCCACCCCAACAUACUCAGGUUUAUAGGCGUGUGUGUGCACGAGGGGCAGCUCCACGCUCUCACUGAGUUCAUCAACGGCGGGAACCUGGAGCAGCUGCUGGGAAGCAACGUGUACCUGUCGUGGAGCGUGCGCCUCAGCCUGGCGCUGGACAUCGCCCGCGGGCUGCAGUAUCUGCACAGCAAGGGCAUCUUCCACCGGGACCUCACCUCCAAGAACUGCCUGGUGCGCUGGGAGAGCGGCGUGUGCUCGGCCGUGGUGGGAGACUUUGGCCUGGCGGAGAAAAUCCCAGAUUACAGUGAGGAUGAAGACCAGGAGCCCCUGGCCGUGGUCGGCUCCCCCUACUGGAUGGCCCCGGAGGUUCUCCGAGGAGAAGUCUACAAUGAGAAGGUGGACGUGUUUGCGUUCGGGAUCAUCCUGUGUGAGGUCAUCGCGAGGAUACAGGCCGACCCUGACAUCCUGCCACGCGCCGAGGACUUUGGUCUGGACGUUGAGGCCUUUCAGCAGAUGGUCGGCGACUGUCCCUCUGAUUUCCUGGAACUGGCCGUUACCUGCUGUAAUAUGUCUUCAAAGCUCCGUCCGUCCUUUUCCCAAAUCGCAGAGGAGCUGGAGCGGAGGCAGGCGGAGAGGAAGCAGAAGGACGAGGUCAAAGCCGUCUCUCCAGCCGUCGGCCCCCUGCGGAGUUCCCUCUUCCGCCCGUCGGACCCCCGACUCUCCCGCAGCAAGUCGGACAUGCUCCACCCCCAGGACACGCCCCCCUCCGUCCACCUGGCGCCCCCGGCCCGGGUCAACCCCUUCUCUCAGAGGGAGGACCUGAACGGCGGCAAGAUCAAGCUGUUCGACACGCCCAGCAAGUCGGUCAUCUCCCUGACCUUCACGCUGCCCCCCCCGCCGGACUGCGACGACCCCUCGGCCUCCGAGGCGGACGGCGUCAACCUGCACCGGCGGCACCGGCGCUGCCACUCGCUGCCGUGCACGCCGCCCCCCCACAUCACGUCGGCGCCGAAGAGCGUCCUCACCGAGGAGGAGUCGCCGCCCGAGAGGAGAGGUGAGAUAAAUAGAGAGAGCUACGAAGACGCCCUGUCGGAGGGGAAGGAGGCGGAGCUGGCAGGAGACUCGGGUCUUCCUCUGUCUCUCGAGCCGCUGUCCCUCGACCAGGAGGAUGAGGAGGAGAGAGAGGAGGAAGAGGAGGAGCCUAUGGACUGCACCAGCUCUCCGGACACACAGGACGAAAGCACUUCCUCUCCGUACUCCGAUCCCUCUCCUCCUCCCUCCCACUCCUCCACUCCCCUCCAGCCCUCCACCCCUCCCUUCUCUAACGGCUGGGGGUCCGCCAUCUCCAACGGGCCCCCGUGCCUGCCCCCCCUCUCCUGUUUGGACAACAACAACGUGGUGGUCAGCCGGCCGCUGGGCUGGAGCAGCUCGACCCCGAACGCCGCCGCUGCUGCCGUCAACAACAACGGCUACCACUCCCCCGGAGACCCCGCCUCCGGCUCCUCCCCCUUCAGCAGCGGCCACUCCCUGGACCAGGAGGAGGUGGUCUCGUGUCCCGGCUGCUGCCUCGCCGGCCUCCGCUUCCCCUCGCUGUGUCUCCGGGCGCCCCCCCGCAGGAACCCCUACAAGAACCUGAACGGGGACCACGCGGCCUCUCGGGGGCUGCUCGGCCCGGGACCCAAGGGUCUGCCGCCCUCCCCUCACCCCCCCACCUCCACCACCAACACCACCACCACCAGCCGGGAGCCGGGCCUCGCCUUGCCGGGGGCGCAGACAUAAGCUCCGCCUCCUCCACACCAAACACCCGGGUGGAGACUCCGAGAGCACCGAGAGAUCUUCCCUGGAAGUGAAGCGGCUCUUCUUUGAAUUUGCACAUAUUUGAACACAGCAAUACUCUGCUUCUCCUCCAGGUGGUGGUGGUGGGACUGGGAGCUUGUUCCCUCUUGACUUUCUCUUGUGUGUGUGUCGCCCUCUGCUGGGCUGAGGGCGUCGGCUGUGCCUGCGUGGAUGAGACCGACGAGACCGAUUUUCCGCAUGUGAACACUCGGGCGGGCGGGCGGGGGGGCGGUCGAUUCCGAUCCUGUGUAUUUUUUUUGCAGAUUGUCAAGAUUCUUACGACUGAUGACGACGCUGGAAUGAGGAAUGUUAAGCUUAGUGUUAUUAUUACUGUUGCAAUGAUUUGUUGAUGUUUGGUGCUGUUUCUGAACGAACAGGCAGUUUUUGCUUUUGUGUCUUUAAUUAUCAAGGUGUAUAGUGCACUGCUGAGAGUUAUAUAUAUGUGUGUGUGUGUGUGAAUGUGUGUGUGUGUGUGUGUGUGAGUGAGAGCUGUACACCGACUCUUUUUGUUUCUGUAUGAUCUGUGUCCUCCCUCCUGGUGAAGCACUUCAUCUGUAUUACUGUUGUUAAAAAGGAAGCUGUUGAUGUUAUUAUUACUUUUUGAGAAUGAACGGUCGAAGACCUGCUUAAGAGAUGUACAGAUUCUUAUUAUUUAAACAUGGCAUUGAAAUAAAAUGAUAGAAUGCAGUGAA
This is a messenger RNA of Limanda limanda (common dab), 2785 nucleotides long. RefSeq names its product testis associated actin remodelling kinase 1b (gene tesk1b). The record is from RefSeq and is a predicted model, not a curated record. The transcript has 10 exons. Lineage: Eukaryota; Metazoa; Chordata; Actinopteri; Pleuronectiformes; Pleuronectidae. Gene Ontology annotation, biological process: positive regulation of stress fiber assembly; protein phosphorylation; actin cytoskeleton organization. Bases 24 to 2036 code for a protein of 670 amino acids. Gene Ontology annotation, molecular function: ATP binding; protein serine/threonine kinase activity. Gene Ontology annotation, cellular component: nucleus; cytoplasm.